Molecule: messenger RNA, 234 nt
Organism: Fulmarus glacialis (Northern fulmar)
Lineage: Eukaryota; Metazoa; Chordata; Aves; Procellariiformes; Procellariidae
Gene: MTURN
Product: maturin, neural progenitor differentiation regulator homolog (Xenopus)
Exons: 2
Biological process (GO): regulation of signaling; positive regulation of megakaryocyte differentiation
Cellular component (GO): cytoplasm
Source: RefSeq, a predicted model, not a curated record
CACGUGUGGAGCGAAAGUGAGGACUGCUUACCGUUUCUGCAGCUCGCACAGGAUUACAUCUCCUCCUGUGGGAAAAAGACACUCCAUGAAAUAUUGGAAAAAGUCUUCAAAUCCUUCAGACCCUUACUUGGGCUUCCAGAUGUUGAUGAUGAUGCAUUUGAAGAAUAUAACGCAGAUGUGGAAGAAGAGGAACCAGAAGCCGAUCACCAACAGAUGGGUGUCAGUCAGCAGUGA